Ictidomys tridecemlineatus (thirteen-lined ground squirrel) is the source of this 5463-nucleotide messenger RNA. It is a transcript of the gene Ppp1r3b, whose product is annotated as protein phosphatase 1 regulatory subunit 3B. Gene Ontology annotation, cellular component: protein phosphatase type 1 complex. The record is from RefSeq and is a predicted model, not a curated record. Gene Ontology annotation, molecular function: glycogen binding; protein phosphatase 1 binding; protein phosphatase regulator activity. Gene Ontology annotation, biological process: regulation of glycogen catabolic process; regulation of glycogen biosynthetic process. Lineage: Eukaryota; Metazoa; Chordata; Mammalia; Rodentia; Sciuridae.
ACCUCCUGAAGCCUCGAGUCCGAGGUGCAGUAACAAGAAACCCGUGGCGAGGGGUGCGCAGGGCAGCUCCCCUUUGUUUCUUGCCUCCCACACUUGACCCAUCCGACUAGCAGCUGCACACCGGUGCUGGAACGCACUAGAUGGGCUCGAGUAAGCUGUGGCUUCCACGUGGAGAUGGCAAACCAGGGACCAGAGCUGGGAUAGAGCGCGGCUGGACUCACGUGUACCCCCCAAACUCCGGAACUUUGGGACCCGGCCGCGAGGGGUGGCGAGGGACUGAGCUUGAGACGACAGAUACCUUUGUGCCCUGUUGUCCCGGUUUCGAAGGUGGCACAAGUUUCCAGCUUGGUACCUGAUACUUAUGGGGGACGUCUCAGCAAUUGGGCAGUGGGUUUUGGAGCACGAGCCUUCCCCACCCCCACCCCAAAUCUCUCGAUCUCUCUCCUUCUCUCUGCCUCAGUUUCUCAGUAAAAGAAGCUGUGUAAGAAAGCAGCUUCCAGGCCCGAAGGUUAUAAAGUUGCAUUUACUUGUCCCAACUUCUUUCCCAGUUUGGUUCAAAUCCCUUGGCUGCACAGGAGAAUGGAAACUCGGGCAACGCGAAGUAGAGUGACCCACAGUCCCGGGACGGGGGCCAUCCGGGUUGGUGGGGGCGAGACGGCCCGCGCGGGGGUGCUAGUGCCGCGCAGCUCCAGCCCCGGGUUACCCCGCGGCCCCGCCCCUAUCUGGUGGGAAACUUGGGCUCCUCCUCCUGGUCGUCUUCAUCUCCGGGAACCCAGCCCAGGCCCGGCCUCCCGGACAAACACCAAAAGCUCACGUAGUCGGUGGCAGCGGCCUCCCUGCCACCUCCCCCUAGUGUCUCCGAUGCGGCCUGCGAGUUGCCGAGGGGGCUUCUCCGCCGCCGGAAAGGGUUCUGACCUAUCCAUCUAGCCCCAUGAUGGCUGUGGACAUAGAGUACAGAUACAACUGCAUGGCCCCAUCCUUGCGCCGGGAGCGGUUUGCCUUCAAGAUCUCCCCCAAGCCCAGCAAGCCGCUGAGGCCUUGCAUUCAGCUGGGCAGCCGGAACGAAGCCAGCGGGCUGGUGGCCCCCACGGUGCAGGAGAAAAAGGUGAAAAAGCGGGUGUCCUUCGCAGACAACCAAGGACUGGCCCUCACAAUGGUCAAAGUGUUCUCGGAAUUUGAUGACCCGUUAGAUAUUCCCUUUAACAUCACCGAGCUCCUAGACAACAUUGUGAGUCUGACGACAGCAGAGAGCGAGAGCUUUGUUCUGGAUUUUUCACAGCCUUCUGCAGAUUACUUGGACUUUAGAAAUCGACUUCAGGCCAACCAUGUCUGCCUCGAAAACUGUGUGCUGAAGGACAAAGCCAUCGCGGGCACCGUGAAGGUGCAGAACCUGGCAUUCGAGAAGAUCGUGAAAAUCAGAAUGACAUUUGACACCUGGAAAAGCUUCACAGACUUUCCCUGUUGGUAUGUGAAGGACACUUACGCUGGUUCAGACAGGGACACGUUCUCCUUUGACAUUAGCUUACCUGAGAAAAUUCAGUCUUAUGAAAGAAUGGAGUUUGCCGUGUGCUACGAGUGCAACGGCCAGGCCUACUGGGACAGCAACAGGGGCAAAAACUAUCGGAUCAUCCAGGCUGAGUUGAAAUCCACUCAGGGAACCGUGGAGCCACAAAAUGGACCGGAUUUUGGAAUCUCCUUAGACCAGUUUGGAAGCCCCCGGUGUUCCUACGGUCUGUUCCCCGAGUGGCCUAGUUACUUAGGAUAUGAAAAGCUAGGGCCCUACUAUUAGUGAGUGCAGUUCACAGGUGUGUGGCCCCGGUCACCAUGCAAUGGAGAAGCCAAGAGAAGAGCCGAAUGAACUGCUAUUUGGCCCAGUUUUCACAAAGAAUCCUGUCUAUUUUUUUUCUUAAACCAGCACAUUCAGCCAGGUUUAGAUCAUAGAACUGGUUUCUCAUUCAGAGGGUUCGCUGGGUCCUCUGUGGCACCCAAGGUGGCCACUUGGGAAUGAGCAGGAUGCUGCCAGAAAGAGUCAGGUAGGAACCAAGCCUGUGGGCAGUGUGGCGAGGCCGGAGGAGCCUGACCUCUUCUCUACACCCAGAUGUGGGAAGCAGUCACUCCCAUCAGACCCUCUCCAUCCACGUCUGGGUUCUCUGCAUCCACCAGGUCUUUUCUGCUGCUGCUGUUCAUAUCUACUCAGAAGCACCCCUUAUCUCUGUGCUGUGACACAACAGCCUGACAUCCUGACACCCAUUUGUAAGAACAGCUACAGAAGAGAGAUGGGAUCUGCUCAUUUUUUGUGCAAAUUAUGUUUUGCAUUUCAUUUUUUUCCACCGUUCAUCCAGUGUUCAGGAAAAGAUAAUAAAGGCUUUGUGACAGAGGCAGGAAUUUCCUCCUCCCGUCUUCCUGAACCUACAUCCAUAUUCCACAGAGAGCAACACACCAUUAAGGAAAGUCACUGGCUCCUGUGUGGGGUCGCAGAUUGCAGGGUUAUUACAAGGCAGGACAGUCAUGAGUUUUAGCUUUUCUUCUUGGCUUUUGGGGGAGCUUUCUAAGCACUUACUUUCACCCCGAGUCACCAGAAGGCUCAAUGACAAGAUUUGUUUUCACUUGCUUGGCUGCUUUGCAAGCCUCAUUCUUUACAGAAGAAUUGUAGAUCUCAUUUCCUGGAGAGUCAUCUUUUAGGUUGUGUUUGGGACACUUGAUUUGCAGAUCCAGCAUAUCCUCAAAGCCUUCAGAAAAUGUUUGGUUUUAUUUUGACUGUGAUAUACAAUAUCCAGGACACUUUACAAGCACCCAGGGACAUUGAUUUGGGUGUUCUUAUUUAUGGUGUGUGAAUAUGUAAAGGGAUAGGGGAGAAAAACCUCACUACAUUCUCAUAUGUUAUUUUAAAAUGUUUGCCAACUCUGAAAUAUCAGAGAUUAAUUAUUUUUAACCAUAUUGGACUAAAGUAUGUUGGUUAAUGCUAUUGUGAGACUCCUGGGACAUUCAUUGUCAGGUGGAUCCUCCAAACCUGUGAUUUUUCUUGGGUAGGAUUGGUUUUUAAAUUAGGAGUAUAUGAAAAAUAUGUUUUCAUGUAUAUUUGUAGAAAUCUGAAUUUUUUUUUCUGGUUUUUGUUUGUUUUUGGAGUUGGGUUAAAAGACUGUUCAAUUCUCUUUUUUGCCUGAUUUUACGAAAGUGUGCGUCGUUGCCUGGAUUCAGGGGCACAGCUGCUGGACUUGCCAAGCAGAGUCUCUAGCUUGAAUUUUUCCAGAAUAAUUAAAAACGACCUCCUGAUUUGUGACUUUGUACAUUGAUAUCAGGCAGACAUUGAGUGCCUUCGCUCCUAGAGUUUUGUGGUUGGGUUUUUUUGUUUUGUUUUUAGUUUUUCAUUUUUGAACUUUAAAAUGUUUUGACUUUUUAAAUGCUCAGUGAUAUUUGGUAUAAUCCUUGUUCCUAAAACUGGCUGUUACUAGUCUUCAAUCUAGUGCUUAGUUUUUUUUUUUUAUGCCUCUUCCAAGUGGGUUACAUUCUGAUUACAUGAUAAUAUAAUUUAUGAGGAAGUCACAUUUUUAUUUUAUGGCUGAUAUUGGGCAGGACUGUGUUUUAUCUAAAUAUACCGUACUACAUCAGGUACUCAGAUGGUACUUGACAUGUUACAAAUUUGGUGGUCAGAGCUAUUAAUAGCAUAAGUCUAAGUCAAAUGGCAGCAAAACUGAUCUCAUGUAGGUCAUGAAUUUUGCUUUGUGUUAAUAAGUGUCACGUCCCAGUCUAGGAAGGGAACAAGGCACACUGUUAUUUACAGGUCACCAAAAUAAGGAUCAUUCCAUGUUCAGAAGAAAGGAGCCUCAACUGGUUCUAGAAGAAAGCCUGUUGGUUUUAUGUAAUAAUGAUCCUAAGACAUUCCCUUGUCAAAUUUGAAAUAUAAUAAAUUCAGUGAUAAGCAUCUCUUCCCUUUUUUCCUCCCAGCCCACCUCAGCUUUUAUUUGCUGGGAGGCACUGGCUGCAAGCCCCCAGUCUGCACACCUGGGGUGCUUACCCCACCGCUCAGUUCAGAAGGCAAGUCCUCACCUGCUUUCCAAAGAGCCUUUUUCUCCAAUGAAAGAAUCUGCUUGCCUGACUUCUGUCAUCAGGGCUGUCAUUUAUUGGGGUAGAUGUACCUGAAGAACUGUCUGUGUCCUCAUGGCAGUCUUUCUCCAUUUGGCCUGGUCUGUCCCAUGAUUCUCAAAUGACCUCAAGAAUCUCACUGAGGGACUCUGCCCUGAUCUCAUAGCUCACCAUCAAUGGAUAAGGCCUUCACACUUCAGAGGGUGAUCAGUUCCUUAGAUGAAAAUUUCACUACAGCCUGACCUUUGGACUUCCCUUCACACAGCUCUUGGUUAUGGUGACGAAUAGCCCCAGUCGCCUUGUCCUUCCCAGGUUGCCCAGAAGGACCUUGUCCAGAACUGUGUUGUCAGAUGCAAUACUCUAGCAAUGGGGAAACAAUGCCAUUUUUGUUUCAUAUUAUUUCCCAAAAUGCCCUGGGGUGCUUUUGCAAAUUGGAUGCAGUAAAUAAGACGGACUAUCUAGAUAUGUAAUAAGCUUUCAGUGUUUCUUGGAUGAUAUGAAGCAUGUGAGUGGGUUUAAAAAAAAAAUUUCUCAUUAGAGGAAAACUGGUUAGAAACGGAGCUGUGCAGUUCCCUAGAAAUUAAAACAAUCUGAGUCCAGGGUGGAAUUACUUUAUCUCUGAGAUUUAAUUUUAAUGAUUAUAAAAAAAAUAAUAGGUUUUUUUUUAUUUAAAGAUACACAUUUUGAACUGCUUUGUGGAUUUCGAUCUUUGCAUAUCCUUUGCUUUUUUUAAAAAAAUCAUUAUGUGUAGACAUUUGGAUAUUAAAUGAGCUAUGUGUGCUCAUUUUUUUUAGAAGUGUCCCGUCUUCCCUCUCAUUGGACAAUGAAUGACAACUUUGAUUGUCUUUCAUUUGUUUCUGCUUUUAAAAUCUCUCCCCUGGAUGGAGGCCUGGUAGCUCUUUGUUCUGGGGAAGUCUGUAUUUAAUUGCCCCUCCUGACAUGAUGGACUGAAAUUGGAGAUGAGAAGUUACACACAGUAAUGGGAUCUUACCUACAAUGGGAUCUUAUAGGGUCACCUGAAGCAAUUUGGCAGCUUAUCUUAAUUUCCUGAAGUGGGAUGACACAUUGGGGACAGGCUGUUUUUCCUGGUCCUGGUUGUGAAGUAUUGCAAUGCAAGUCACAAAGCAACCAAUCUGAGUUUUUCUGCUGAUCCGUUCCUAGAGAUUGCUGGGCCUGUGAGGACCUGGAGACUGCAGCUCUGAUGUUUCACUUCGACUUCAAUGUGAAUGUAGAACUGAGGACUUGUCUUCAUUUUAUGCCUAGAAGUGCCUUCUGGAGAAAUUUCUGCAUGUUUUUUUAAAAAAAAAUAAAUAUUUUUGUACACAAAGAGGAAUUGCACUUUAAAAUCACAAGAAUGACUUUUUGGUUUUUUUUUUUUUU